This is a messenger RNA of Marasmius oreades (fairy-ring Marasmius), 1737 nucleotides long. RefSeq lists its product as uncharacterized. The transcript has 16 exons. Gene Ontology annotation, molecular function: flavin adenine dinucleotide binding; oxidoreductase activity, acting on CH-OH group of donors. Lineage: Eukaryota; Fungi; Basidiomycota; Agaricomycetes; Agaricales; Marasmiaceae. The record is from RefSeq and is a predicted model, not a curated record. Bases 1 to 1737 code for a protein of 578 amino acids.
AUGAGUGAUCCAACUACGAGUUCCUAUGACUUUGUAAUUGUGGGCGGAGGAACGGCUGGCUCGGUGGUAGCCUCUCGCCUCUCCGAAGAUUUUAAUGUCACUGUCUGUGUAUUGGAGGCAGGAAAAGACAACACCUGUUUUGGGUUCAGAAAUCUUGGAAGACCUGACAUUCUAUGGCCCUUCACCUCAGUUCCCCAACCCUUCGCCAACGAUCGUGUAGUGUCGAACCUAAGAGGUAAAGCGCUUGGAGGUUGUAGCACGGUAAACCUGUUGACAGCGAUGCGAGGGAACGCUGCAGAAUACGAUGCUUAUGAAACUCUUGGGAACAAUGGUUGGAACUGGAAAAAUCUACUUCCCUACUUUCAAAAGUCGGAAACCCACACAGUUACCCCUGAAGAUCGUGCUCAAUUUGGGGUUGAAUUGAACAUGGCGUACCAUGGCACUGAUGGUCCAAUCCAUCGUACUUUUCCCAAGUGGACGUCUUCUGGACUUUCUCAUUAUUUCGAAGCAAUGAAGAGUUUGGGAUAUAAAUAUAAUAAGGACCCGUGCGACGGCGACAAUUCGGGCGUCUGGCCAGUCCAGUUUUCGAUACAUGCAACAGACGCAGUAAGAACUGAUGCAGCCUCUGGAUAUCUGAAACCCGCCGAGAAGAGAGAUAACUUGCACGUGCUCACUGGUACAUAUGUGACAAAGAUAAUACUUGAGCAGCACAACGGACUAGCGGUGGCCGAGGGAGUAGAAUACAUCAAAGACGGGGAGACUUUCAGAGCGCUCGCUAAGAGGGAGGUCAUUCUCUGCGCUGGGGCAUACAAAUCCCCUCAGAUUCUGGAGAUUUCUGGCAUUGGUGAUUCCAAAAUCUUGAAAGAGCACGGUUUACAAUGUCAUGUCAAUCUGCCUGGUAGGUUUGAUCACUUUUGGUGCUCGUUUACCGCUGAGACUACCGCUGAGAUCGAGACCCACGAGGUUUUAUUUGACCGGGCUCGUGCAGCUCAGGAAUGGGAACUAUAUGAAAAGACAAAAAGCGGUUUACUCGCCACCAAUCUCGGUGGAUCGGGCUUCACUAUGCUACCUUGCGUUUCCUUCAUGGACAAGGACAAGUUUGCGAACCUCAGGGCUGAGGCUUCUAAACUUCAUCCUGAAGAGUAUGAGAAGGUGGCGAACGUCCGCAAGAAGUGGCUGACUAUUGGCGAAGUACCGUUCUUGGAACUCGCGUUCAUCUCCGGAUUUAUGCCCACUGGUGAUCAGCAACCCGAACCUGGCAAGAAAUACGUGUCAUGUUUUAUUGCCAUUCAACACCCUUUCGCACGAGGAACGGUUCAUAUAGGUUCUGCAGAUCCCUCAGCAGCACCGAAUAUCGACCCCCGGUUGCUCGAUAACAAAGUUGAUAUGGGGAUCAUGGUUGAAGCGAUCAAGUUCGUUCGUCGCAUUUUUGCGUCUGGAGAGUUCAAGGGGACAACAAAGGAAAUUAUCCCGGGUGUUAGUGUCUCGUCCGACGAGGAGCUCGAAAAGUUUGUCCGUGAUGUGGUGCAGACUGUAUGGCACCCGAUCGGAACUGCGUCGAUGUUGCCGCGGGAAGAUGGCGGAGUGGUAGAUGCUAGCUUGAAGGUGUAUGGAACGGCGAAUUUGCGUGUGAUGGAUGCUUCGAUUAUGCCGAUUCAUAUAUCGGGUCAUCCGAUGUUAACAGUCUACGCGAUUGCUGAGAAGGCUGCGGAUAUGAUUAAAUCCUCGUACGUCUGA